AUGGUGGCUGGUCGCAUGCUGCGAAAUGUCUCCCAAGAAGCUCAUACAUGUGUUCUAUGGGAUUUAGAUCCAGAGACCUUGCAAGUGAAUCCAUACGUUGAAUAUCUUAAUUGUCCAAGAGUCCUGCGACAACUCCUGCACGAUGAGGGUGGUCAAAACGAUUCUGUUCAAGGCAGUACGAUCGAUCAAGCUGUCUCCGAGUUGAGUACUGUAAAUGUAAAACAUUUUAUUUGUUUAGACCCACCUGCUGUAUUUGUUACGCCAGACGGUACUGUGACUGUGCAAGAGUCUUCAACAGUAAAUAUUACAUGCGUAUUCGACGCAAAUCCGCCGGAUGUCACUGAAAUCGUCUGGUACAAGGACAACAGCCGCUUACAGCGGGACACAACUCAACGCCUAGAGACGAGGCAUCCUUUAUCGGCCGUGUUAGCACUUUUCAACUUGUCCAGGCAUGAUUCUGGAACCUACACAUGCCAUGUGAGGAACGCCUUCGGCAGAGGGAAUUCUACAACAGCUUCUGUGUUGAAUGUAUUAUAUCCUCAAGUAGUUCGGAUCAAAAUAUCAUCUGGCAUUGUUUCAGAAGGUGGGGAGCAUUCUGCAGUGACUCUCACUUGUGAAGCAAUUGAUGGAAAUCCACGUAAUUUCACAACCGUCCGCUGGUAUAGGAACAAUGAAUUGGUUAAUGAAACAUCAGAACCUGUUCUACACAUUAAGCACGCCAACAGACAUCAUGGUGGAAAUUACUCAUGUGAAGGUCUUAAUGCAGCUGGAUGGAGUCACAGACCAAUGUCUGAAGAACUCAUUGUUCACUAUACUCCCGGUCCUUCAACGAUACUCCAACAGCAGGAUUUAGCCGUGAAAGGACGAGCCGUAACGCUGGAAUGCAGAGUUUUGGAUCUAGGCCAUCCUCAGUCGACAAUGUUUGAAUGGCAUAAAGAAGACAGGAUAUUGAACGAGACCGGGCCUCUUCUACACCUGAAACCCAUUACGGUUACGACGCAAGGAAAUUACUCCUGUGCUGCAGUGAACGACAUAGGCCCCGGGCCAGCCUCCUACUUCAGCCUAUCCGCCGUAGCACCGCCCGCCUUCGUGAAGAAAUUACCAGAAAGGGGUGGAGUCCUGAGGAACACGACCAAUGUCCAGUUGUUCUGCCACGUCGAAUGUCACCCACUGUGCGAGCUAGAAUGGUUGCGUAACAACGAAAGCCUCAGGGAUUCCAUAGUAUUCGAGAGCAAGCUUGCCCACCAUAGACCUGACCCUCGUCGUAACCUCUUCAGUUCCAUCAGUUCUGUUCUCACGUGGAAUAUGAGUCUCCUACCUGUCAACAGCUUUGAUUAUGCCACAUUCACCUGCAGAAGUUCCGGGAAUGAGAUAGGAGCUGGAGUAUCCAGCACCAUGGCUUUUAGAGUGGAGUAUCCACCAGAAAACAUCCAGAUUUCUGCAGUGCGAUUGGAAGUGAUGGAGGGCGAAAUUUUGGAUGAUUUAAUAUGUAAUGCUCUGGCGCAUCCAUUAGCUGAUUACACCUGGAAGGUCGGAAGACGAGUGGUAGCCAGAGGACCAGUGUUGUCUUUCAAUUCUUCUUUGUCUAGAGCUAUGGGUGGUAACUACACAUGCGUUGUCACCAAUCGCCAUGGGACUGCACGUGCGACUGUCUCCAUUACAGUUCUUCAUCGACCUGUCUGUAGCAUGUGGAAGGAUUAUACAGAUGAAGGAAGUGUAGUCCUCAGUUGCCGGUCUUCUGCCAAUCCUCCGGCUUUCAACUUCUCUUGGAUGCGCAACAAUGAAUCCAUCUUUAGCGAGACCAGGGAGUCAAGUCGCCAGGAAAGCAUCAUAGCUCUGUCGGGUUCUAAUCCCAACGUAUAUGGAAAAUAUUCCUGCAUAGCAGCCAAUGAAAUAGGAGCAUCCGAUCCUUGCUACUUAGAUCUAACUGCUUUACCAUCUCCAGCUGGUUGGGUUCAACUAUUACUUCAGAAGAAGAAAAUCUCCUUAUUGUCGCAGGGGUCGCAGGAGCUAUAGGAAUUUUACUAAUUAUUCUUUUAACAACUGCUGUGGCCAUCGUCCUUAAACGCCGC
Messenger RNA from Stegodyphus dumicola, 2072 nucleotides. Its product is annotated as hemicentin-2-like. Gene Ontology annotation, cellular component: plasma membrane; cell-cell junction. The record is from RefSeq and is a predicted model, not a curated record. Gene Ontology annotation, biological process: cell-cell adhesion. Gene Ontology annotation, molecular function: cell adhesion molecule binding. NCBI's taxonomy places the organism in Eukaryota, Metazoa, Arthropoda, Arachnida, Araneae, Eresidae.